AUGAGGAUUGAACAUAUAAUUAGUAAGAUAGAGCAGCUUUUAGCGCUCAGUAAAUCAAUAACUGAUUCUUAUAAUAACUUGGUAAGGAUUGGCUUGACUAACAUCACCAAUCAACGUAUUCACAAUCGGCUGUCAGACCUCAAAGAUGAUUGGAAUCAGUUCUCUCUAAUUCAUGAUGCUAUCUCGAUUUCAAUUCCUGAACUUUUAAUUGAAGAACAAGUAGAAGUUCAUAAUCAUUCUCAUUUUGAUGAAAAUGUAUAUAAUGCCACUAAAGAGGGUUAUCUUGAGGCGCUUGGAAAAUUUAUUUUCCUGCUUGAUUUAGAACAGACUUCGGUGAAUGGGUCAUCGUCUUCACAAACGAUCUCUCUUCCUAGUACCAGUACAAAUUUCUUUCCACAUACAAAGCUACCUCAAAUUGUGAUUCCUCCAUUUAAUGGAGAACCAGAAAAAUGGCUUCCUUUCAAAGGACUUUUCGUUUCAGUAGUGAUUGAUAAUUCUCAUAUACCAGAUAUUGAAAAAUUACAAUAUUUAAAAACCCUCUUAAAGGGUUCAGCUUUUCAAUUGAUACAACAUACUGCGUUGACGGCGGACAAUUUUAAGAAAACUUGGGAUUCACUUACAACCUUUUACGAGAACACUCGGUUACAUGUUAACACUACAUUACAAUCCUUAAUGAAUCUUAAACGUAUGACGAAGGAGUCCGCUAAGGAGAUUGAGUUUUUAUAUUCCAACAUAACGCAACUAUAUCGUACUUUUGAAACUUUGGAGCGCGAGCGUCCAGUCAGUACGUGGGACGAUUUCUUAGUCUUCAUAUGUUCACAAAAAUUAGAUUCAGAAACUGCUAAAUUAUGGGAAUCUAAAUUAGGCUCGUCUAAAACUCCUCCUUUGUGGACUCAAUUCAAGGAUUUUUUAUUUGAGCGUAUGUCGACCUUACAAUCAUAUGAACGGUCUCAAAAUGUUAAAAUUCUGCAACCAACGAAGCAAUCGACAGCGAAAGUAAAUCAUCAAGGGAAUUCGAACAAUACUUCUUCCAAAUAUCAACCCUUCUGUGUCGUAUGUAAAGGAAAACAUUAUGUAGCUGCUUGCCCUCAGUAUAAUCCUAAGACAGUAGAACAAAAAUUAGCCAUUGUCAAGAAACAUAAACUCUGUUUUAACUGUUUAGGAGCACAUCGCGUUUCGACUUGUAGAGUCACUAAAAGAUGCCAGAAAUGUGGAUCAAAGCACCACACUACUAUUCAUCAGGCAAAUUACUCUAAAACAAAGGAUAAGGAAAAUUCGGUUAAAAAUGAAUCGUCUUCAAGUAAUCCUCAAAAUUCCGAAUCAAAAGUUUUACAUUCUUCUAACAAUAAAUCGGUAGGAUCCUCUAUUCUUUUAGCUACAGCUCAGGUAGUUAUUGUUUCAUCAACCGGACAAACAAUGAAAGCAAGAGCAUUGAUUGAUCAAGGGUCUGAAGUAUCGAUUAUUACUGAAAGGGUUACGCAAAUACUCAAAUUAACUCGUAGUCACUCAUUUACAUCCUUAACAGGUAUUGGUGCUCAAAAGUCACAGAAAACUAAAGGCUUAGUUUCUUUCAUUAUUAAAUCACACUUUAAAUCAGACUUUGAACUUACGGUAAAUGCAUACAUCCUGCCUAAAUUAACGUCUUCUCUUCCUUCGAUUAAACACGAUAAAGAUAAAUGGAAUCAUUUACAAGGUCUUGAACUCGCAGAUCCUACAUUUUUUAAACCAGGUUCUAUUGAUUUGAUAUUAGGAGCCGAUCGUUAUGGUCAAAUAAUUGAAGAAGGUAUAAUUAGGGGAGAAAUAGAUACUCCUAUUGCGCAACUCACAAAACUUGGCUGGAUUGUAUCAGGCGUUACGAAUCAUGCGAAAUCUGGUAAUCUUGUUGAAGGAUACCACGUUACAGUGGAUAACGAAAUUUUUGAUUUAGUAAAAAGAUUUUGGGAGGUUGAAGAAAUUGUAACUUGUAAAAAAUCAUUAUCUGUUGAUGAACAAGAUUGCGAAAAUCAUUUUGUAGCAACUCAUUCGAGAGACGCGAACGGGAGAUACGUAGUAAAGCUUCCUUUUAAGGAAUCAACGGAAAAACUCGGUAAUUCUAAAUCAAAAGCAAUUCGGUUAGCAACGAAUUUAUUCAAUAGACUUUCAAACAAUCCGAAUUACGCAAAAUUAUACUCAGGUUUCAUUCAAGAGUACGAAGAUUUAAACCAUAUGCAAAGAAUUCCAAAUAAUCAAAACGAACCUCAAAGGGUUUAUUAUUUACCGCAUCAUGGAGUUUAUCGUGAACAAAGCUUAAGUACUAAAUUAAGAGUUGGUUUUAAUGCCUCCAGCAAAACAGCUUCGGGAUAUUCAUUAAAUCAAUUACUUCACUCAGGAGCAAAAUUGCAAAGUAACUUGUUUAAUGUUCUCAUUUGGUUUAGAUUGUUCAA
Molecule: messenger RNA, 2423 nt
Organism: Temnothorax curvispinosus
Lineage: Eukaryota; Metazoa; Arthropoda; Insecta; Hymenoptera; Formicidae
Exons: 1
Source: RefSeq, a predicted model, not a curated record